GGGCUCGUCUCCCGUCACUGCAGCUGGCCUUCUGUGGUAACAUCCCGUUGGCGUCCUUCCCAUCCAACCGUCUGGCUGCUCUCACUCAUCCCUCCUCUUUCAUCUUCAUCUCCCUGUACUCUUCUCUCUGCUUUCCGCAGCUCGGAGCACUCUCUACAAAUACCUCACCACCUCCCAAGCUCCAGACAGAUCAAUCUCCACUCCCCCGGCCUGUCAGAGUGUUCUUUGUUCAUCCAGCUCUCUUCCCAUCCCGUCCGCAACGAUGACACCCCUCCUGAAAUUGUUGGUGGCCGUCGUGUGUGUGGCUUCCACGGUCACCGCUCGACAGAGUAUGCGGGAGAUUCAGAUACACAAGCAGCUGGAAGUACUGGACCGUACAGAAGGAUCAAACACGGCUCCCGGAGUAGGGCCGAAGUACAAGGUUUACUGGCAGGAAGCGUCGCUCCCGAUAGACCACUCCGGAGAGUAUCCGGGGAACUUCAGCAAUCGGUACUGGGUGAUGGACGGUUUCUAUGAGCCUGGUGGUCCGGUGAUCAGCUUCGACACCGGUGAAUCGGACGGAGGACAUCGCUAUAUUGGAUACUUGACAGUGAACGAGACCUUCUUUUACCAGUACCUGAAGGAGUUCAAGGGGAUGGGUAUAAUUUGGGAGCAUCGGUACUACGGCCAGAGUAAACCGUUCCCGGUGAAUCUCGACACCCCUUCGGAGCAGAUGAGAUUUCUCACCACCGAGAACGCCCUAAAGGACUUUGUCGUCUUUGCAAAUGAUUUCAAGUGGAAGAACUUCACCGUUUCCCCGAAGGUCACGCCGUGGGUGGUUAUUGGCGGUAGCUAUCCGGGCAUGCGUGCUGCUUUUCUUCGACAUUUAUACCCCGAGACCGUUUACGCAGCUUGGGCGUCUUCCGCCCCGGUCCAGGCGCAGGUGGAUAUGUCCAUCUACUGGGAGCAAGUAUAUCGAGGGAUGGUUCGUUACAAUCUCGGGAACUGCACGAGGAACGUCAAGCUGGCGGUUGAUUACAUCGAUCGGCAGCUCUCCAAGUCGAGAACCGCCGCAAAGUUGAAACAACAGUACCUGGGGCGCACGGCAGAGAAAGUAACCAACGGAGGCUUUGCUGAUACUUUGCACUAUCCAUUCUACUGGUGGCAGGCCGAGGGCGUGGGAGAGUACUUACGGUCGUUCUGCGACCAUCUUACCAACGGAGAUAGUGAGGUCGGACCGGAAUGGGCUAAAGAGGAGGACGGUGAGGGUGCUGGAAAAUUAUACUCCGAUCGAUGGGCUUCAUGGCCCGGAUACGUGAAGUUGGUGAAUACUUACAACCCACUUGGUCACUGUGAAGGCUCUACUCGAGACGAAACAGCCCAGCCUAACUGUCUGCUUGAUGGGCGCUAUAGUGGAGAUUUGGGAAUCUCCUGGUCAUGGCAAUAUUGUUCGGAAUGGGGGUACUUCCAAUCGACGAACAUCGGGCCGCAUGCGUUGGGAUCCCGGUACAACAACCAGCGGCACCAGCAGGAAAUCUGUUACCGUCAGUUCCCGGACGGUCUCUCGUCGGGUUAUCUACCACGGAGGCCGAGGGUAGAUAAAAUGAACGCACUCACCGACGGUUGGAAUAUGCGUCCUAGUAACGUAUUCUGGACGGGUGGAGAGUUCGAUCCAUGGCUAUCGCUAUCUCCUCUGUCCCAAGAAAAGUGGUCACCAAUGUUGGCGGCUACGCCCGAGGCCCCGCGAUGCGGCCAUACUCCUCCCGAAGGACAAAUGUUUGGGCACCUGUUGGAGAACUCGGAGCAUUGCUAUGAACUUAGGAGCAGUGUCGAGUCCGCAACGCGGCCGCAGGAGAUGUUUCGGGAUGCAUUGAAGGGGUGGUUGAAGUGCUUUGGGAAGUAAUGCGGGUUUAUAAGAGUGAGCUGCAUGUUUAAUCAUGGAUGUAUGAGUUACCGAGCGAGUACCUGUUGUUGUGUCGAGUAGAUGAAUGGCGAAAAGAGUACUAUUCUGGCUAGG
Messenger RNA from Tricharina praecox, 1996 nucleotides. RefSeq names its product serine carboxypeptidase S28-domain-containing protein. Gene Ontology annotation, biological process: proteolysis. Gene Ontology annotation, molecular function: dipeptidyl-peptidase activity; serine-type exopeptidase activity. Bases 263 to 1882 code for a protein of 539 amino acids. The record is from RefSeq and is a predicted model, not a curated record. Lineage: Eukaryota; Fungi; Ascomycota; Pezizomycetes; Pezizales; Pyronemataceae. The transcript has 8 exons.